This is a messenger RNA of Aplosporella prunicola CBS 121167, 1803 nucleotides long. Its product is annotated as GMC oxidoreductase. The transcript has 4 exons. Gene Ontology annotation, molecular function: flavin adenine dinucleotide binding; oxidoreductase activity, acting on CH-OH group of donors. NCBI's taxonomy places the organism in Eukaryota, Fungi, Ascomycota, Dothideomycetes, Botryosphaeriales, Aplosporellaceae. The coding region runs from base 1 to 1803 and encodes 600 amino acids. The record is from RefSeq and is a predicted model, not a curated record.
AUGAAAUCCUCUUCUUCCCAUUCACCUUGUGUCCCGAAACCCUCCGAAAUCUUUUCCGGUUUCUUCUUUGCGUUUGUUUCUUCGUUGGCUACGGCCAGCCUACUAGAACAAAGUGCUUCUCGUAAUACUUACGACUACAUCAUUGUUGGUGGAGGCACAACAGGAUUAGUUAUUGCAAAUCGCCUCUCGGAGAAACUAGACACGGUGCUUGUCGUUGAGGCCGGAGACUCGGUAUACAGUAACUCGAAUGUAACCGACACCGGUGCCUAUGGAAAGGCUCUUGGGACAGCAAUCGACUGGCAAUACACGACAAUUCCGCAAGAAUACGGUAAUAAUGAAGUCCAAACCUUGCAUGCAGCCAAAGCCGUUGGAGGAACAAGCACCAUCAAUGGAAUGUCCUAUACAAGAGCGGAGGCCGUCCAAAUUAAUUCUUGGGAGAAAGCGGGCAAUCCUGGAUGGACCUGGGACAAUCUUUUCCCAUACUACAUGAGGAGCGAGAAAUAUGAGAUCCCGGAUGCAAAGCGGAUCAAUGGAGGUGCUUCUUACAACCCUGAGUACCAUGGAUUCACUGGUCCGUUGAAAGUUGGGUAUCCAAGUCAGCAAGCUAUCAAUGGCUUCGCCAGUGCUCUCAAUGAGAGUUAUCAAGCUAUGGGUGUUCCUUAUUCUACUGAUGUAAACGGAGGAAAGAUGCGGGGGUUUAAUGUGUACCCCAAGACAGUCGACGCAGCUACAGACAUUCGUGAAGAUGCUGCACGGGCAUACUACUGGCCAUUCUCCCGACCAAAUCUCUACUUGAAAGCCAAUUCAACUGCAAACAGGCUUCUCUGGGCAGCACACCCAAAUCUGCAAGGUAAUUUCGUUGCAACUGCCAUCGAAGUUACAGCAGUAGAUGGUAAGCACUAUGCCGCUGGAUCUCUUAGAACCCCUCCCCUUCUUGAGUUGUCAGGGAUAGGUAACCCUAGUAUUCUCCAAAAUUAUGGUAUUACCACGAAGGUUCCUCUUCCCGGUGUUGGUGAAAACCUCAUUGACCAAACGAACAACGGUCUCACAUUUUCCAUGAUUCCCGGGGAGAAAUACACUGGGGAGUCCGGCUACGCCGCGUACCCCAAUGUUACCGAUAUCUUUGGGUCUGCGGCUUCGUCCCUCGCAUCUUCCAUUUUUUCCGACUUGCCUUCAUAUGCCUCGAGGGUAGCCGCUCAGAACAACAAUGCUAGCACUGCAUCUGCUCUGCUAUCGCUCUUCAAGUUGCAACAUUCUUUGAUAUUCGAUUCUCAAGUCCCGAUUGCCGAAAUCGUUCACUAUCCCUACGACGGUUCGUUUGGAUCUCAAUUCUGGAGCACACUGCCAUUCGCGAGAGGUAACAUCCAUAUUGCAUCGGCGGAUCUGUCUGUUCCAGCGAAUAUCAAUCCGAACUAUUUUAUGCUGGAAUAUGACAUUCAGUCACAGAUUGGGAUUGCACGUUUCAUGCGCAAGCUCUUCUCCAUGGAAUCUUUGGCAAAGAUAGCGGGUUCGGAAAGUUGGCCAGGCACAAGAGCGGUACCAGCAAACACAGACGAUGCCACGUGGACGAAGUGGCUUAAACAAAACUACAGUGCCAACUACCAUGUCCUCAGUACAGCGAUCAUGCUCCCUAGAGCUAUGGGUGGCGUUGUAAGUCAUAGACUUAAGGUGUAUGGUACGGCCAACGUUAGAGUAGUCGACGCAAGUAUAUUCCCAUUCCAGCUUUGCGGGCACCUAAUGUCGACUCUUUAUGCUGUAGCGGAAAGAGCAAGCGACCUGAUUAAUGAAGAUAGCGAGAUAUGA